AUGGUUUUAUGGUAUAAGAAUGGAAAUGAGUAUAACUACAAUUUCCAGACAGUUUCACUAGCAAUAUACAACAAAUAUCCUAAUCCGUUUUCCACACAUGUAUUGUCAGUUGAUACAAUAGAAAAUCGAAUUGAUAGUGAGGGAAACCUACACAGGACGAGGUUGAUAAUGAAAGAAGGGAGAUUGCCAAUAUGGGCGAAACCAUUUUUGAAAAACAUCAACAGAUCAUGGAUUAUUGAAAAGAGUAUAGUCAAUCCCCAAAAGAAAAUAAUGAAGUUAUAUACAAGAAACCUUGACCAUACCAGAAUAUUAAAGAUUGAGGAGUAUUCCAAAUACUACUUUGAUAGCAUAAUCAAGAAAACCAUAGUUAAAAGCCAGGUCAAGUUUAGUUCUACAUUCAAAGGGCUAGGAAUCAAAGAUCGAAUUGAAAAAUGGUCACAUAAAAGAUUUGAUGAUAAUAUUAAGAAAAGCAGUAAUGGGUUGUUGUAUGUGUUGAAGCAAUUGGAUGAAAAGACAAAGAAGUGGAAGGAGAAUUAUAAAAUAAGCAACACGACCCAAAUCCAGUAA
Messenger RNA from Ascoidea rubescens DSM 1968, 567 nucleotides. RefSeq names its product Ups1p (gene UPS1). The transcript has a single exon. Gene Ontology annotation, biological process: phospholipid transport. Gene Ontology annotation, cellular component: mitochondrial intermembrane space. The coding region runs from base 1 to 567 and encodes 188 amino acids. The record is from RefSeq and is a predicted model, not a curated record. NCBI's taxonomy places the organism in Eukaryota, Fungi, Ascomycota, Saccharomycetes, Ascoideales, Ascoideaceae. Gene Ontology annotation, molecular function: phosphatidic acid transfer activity.